Messenger RNA from Cetraspora pellucida, 2352 nucleotides. Lineage: Eukaryota; Fungi; Glomeromycota; Glomeromycetes; Diversisporales; Gigasporaceae. The record is from the annotation of a GenBank genome assembly.
AUGUUAAUCACAUUUGAUGAUAUCAAGAAGAUAGAUUUCUAUGAGAUUUCUAGUUUAUUAUUAUUAUAUUGGGAUAUUGAAAAAUCAUCUUCCCAAGGCCCAGGAUUUUUCCUUUUAGCCGAAAAUGAUAAGGAUUAUGUUUACAUAAUCCAAUUUGAUAUUGUUUUUUACAAUGAAUCAUUUCCGAUUCGCAGAUUUUGUUUAACAACUAUACCUAUCAACAGUGAAUUAUUCAGUUUGAAAUAUCCUGAAACAUCGAUCAUAUUUAUUGAGUUGCAAACACAAGAAGAACUUUUAUUAAAAUUUGCAGAAUUAUUUGCUAAACUAUUAAAUAUUGAUGAACAAUUUACUGGACUCUUAACUAAGACAAAAACUGAUCUCCAGUUCAAUAUACAUCAAGUAACUGUACGAGUUGUUGAUCAUAAUAUUGAAAAAGAGGAUCAAAAAUAUGGAUAUGCAGGCAUUAACAUGAACAAUCGAAGUAUAAAAAUAUCAUCAACUGAAAAUAUGCAAUGUGAAUUCAUGCGAGCACCAGGAACAGUGUUUCUUGAUUUUCUUGUUUGGGCCAAAAAAACAUUCCAAACUGAGAUUACCAACAUUUUGGAUGCAGUAUUAAAAUAUUGUGGCCUUUCUGGAAAAAUUGAUCUUCCAUAUAUUCCUAUCAAAAACAGUGUUGAUAUGCGAUGCAUGUUUGUUUAUGUAAAUGUGAUAAAGUUUAAAAACAACAAACAAAUAUUAAACAAAUUAUCUGAACAAUUGUCAAAAAUGAUUAACAUUUCUGUUCCGAUUUGUUUAAGUGCAUUUCAUGUUUCUGAAUCAGUUUUAGAGGAUUAUGCGAUCGAGAUUGGAUGUUUAGUAUGGAAUUUAAUUUGUAGAUAUGCAUCUCGAGAAAAUAUUUUGGUAUCAUCACGUCACAAAGGAACUGUUCAGCAAGGAAAAUAUGAAGGAGCUUUAGUAAUUCCUCCUGUCAAAAAUAAUAAACGUCCUACUGCAGAUGUAGAUUUCACAUCUUAUUAUCCAAAUUCUAUUAUUCAGAACAAUAUAUCUUUAAAAACACAUGUGUCAAAAGAAUCAACAGAUUCUUCUUUAAAUGUUGUAAUUGAUAAUGAUACCAUAUAUGGCAAAUUUCUUCCUCACAACGGUGAUGUAAACAAGAUAGAAAUCAUGCCUCAUAUGUAUCUUACAAAACAUCGUUAUUACACAUCAUUAUCAGAUGCAUUAAAAGUAUUUGCAAAUUCAGUCUAUGGUGAAACAGGAUACAGAUAUUCAUCAUUGUAUCAUGAAGAAGUUGCAUCAUCAGUUACAGCAUUUUGUCGAGCAAUAUUACAAGUAAUAAUAAAUUUUGUACGAGAGCAAGGUUUCAUAGUUAUAUAUAGAGACACAGAUUCGAUAUUUUAUUCAUUACCAGAAUCUUAUUUUAUUGAAUUAGAUUUGAAAUAUUCUAAUAGACUGUUAACCAAAAAAGAAUAUUGGGAAGAACAAAUUAAAUUAACAAUACAACAUUUCCAAAAAUUAGAAAAAAAUAUUAAUGAUUUUUUACAACAAAUAAUGAAAUCCUCGUAUCUCAAAAUGGCAUACGAGAAAACAUUGUUCCCUUUUCUGAUUUUUGAGAAAAAACAUUAUAUUGGAAUCAAACAUUUUUACAAACCAGAUCUUGACAAUUUAAAAUUAUUGUUAAAAGGUUUAAAAAUAGUUAAACGCAAUGUAUCUGAAUUUUACAAGAUCAUUGCUAAAGAAUUAAUAUAUUCAUUACUCGGCUUUAACAAAGAUUUUUCAAUUCAUUUAGAAGAAAUAGAUCGAAAGGAACUAGUCUUACAAAUAAUCACAGAAUAUGUAAACAAAAAAGAAACGAUGCUUGAUUUAUUUGUACUCAUUGCAAAAUAUGAUCUGACAUAUGCAGCAGUUUCAGCAAAAGAUUUUGCUAAAACUCUUGAUCAUCAUCUUUAUUCUAAUGAAGAACGUGCUUCUAUACUUGCACAAGUUUUUCUAUCAGCAACAAAGAAAGGAAACAAGAUAGUAUUUAAUUUUAUAUUCAAAUUGGAAGAACCGAUUGAAUCAGGUCAUUUUUUCUAUUACAUUGUAACAAAACCAGGCAAAUCUAGCAUUUCAGACAAAAUGAUCUUAAUCAAAAAGUUUGAUCCUAAAAGGAACACAAUUGAUAUUAUACAUUAUUUUUACAGUUUACGAGACAUAGUUGCAUAUCUCUUAGGAUGUAAAGAAAAACAAGCUUUACAAAAAAUCAAGGAAAUAUUUGAUGCUGACGAAUUGAGAAAACAACAAAAGAUAACAGAAUUUUUUGUUAAUGACACUCAACAAAAGAUAACUGAAUUUGCUAAAGUUACACCUAUCUAA